CAGCCGGUCGCCUUUAUCCAAUGGCUGCUCGCCAUACAGCAGUGAUGGCUCCGUCUGCCUCUCUGACGGCUCCAGAAGACCCCAUGACUCUACGAACGGGCAGUGCCGGCCUGGAAAACUUCACUCGCCUGUCUAAAGAUCAGCUCGCGCUAAUCUCACGCAUCGUCACUGAAGCGGCUCAAGCGAGUCCCCACGGCCAGAGCACGACCUUUGGCAAGCUUCUGGAUGCCUACCACACAGUGCUGUCUAGAUUGGGCUACGGCAAGCGCGAAAAAGAGGCGGAAACCGAGAUUUAUUCCGCGUUGCUCAAGCUUGGCUUGCGUCCUGGCGCUGACUGGAUCGCCAAAUGGCAAGGCGUCCUGUCACACAUUGAACAGCUUGGUCUUCGCGACAGCCAAGGCGAGCAUGACCAGCCUAUCGCGCCAAAACGGCAACUUGCAACACCGCGAACCAACGCGACGAGCAAUCUAGAACGAGCGAUUAGCGAACUCAGCGUGGGUCAAAGCUCCCAUAGAGGUCGUAUGCGCUAUGUUUCGUCAGGUGACGAAGAGCCACCACCUGCAGCCGCGUCUCGCAUUGCUCGCGAUAGUCCGAUCCCAGCGAAACUGCGCUCAAUCACCCAUUUAGCUUCGCGCAAAGUCAGCAGCGACAGCGAUGGUCUCGCCGUACCUUCAUUGAGCAGCCGUAUGCUCGCACCUCUAGCUCGAAGUACGACAGGAAUGACGAAAGACGCCGCUGCAGAAGCCGCGCAGAUCAAACAUCAAGCUGUGUUGCAUGACCGCCGCUUGGUCUUGUCGCGAGGCUUGACCAUCUGGCGUGACCGUCUUGAACGCGUGCAUGCUAUUACCGGCACCGCAGACCAAUGUAGCAGACGCUUCGCCCUCCAGCAUGUCUUGAGGCAUUGGCAUGUUGCGACCUGGCAACAACAAUGUCUCAAGGACGUUGCAGACCGUUUGCGCCUCACACUCGAUUGUCACUUGAGAGCGAGAACUAUGCAGAACAUGCUCAAUGUCUAUCGGCAUCGCAUAGAAGCUCGUCAUGCUCAGAUGCUUGACCGAAAGUGCGACAAACUCGUUCGCGCAAGGAAUCGCAAACUCGCGACAAGCAUCUUCGUGCAGUGGCUCGCCCGCGCUGCUGCCGAACAAAGCGCGACAGACGUAGUGCUACGCUUUGCACGCCGGACGUUUGAAUGCUGGCAGAAACGUGCGGUCCAACAGCAGAGCUUACGCACCCGAUUCCUUAAACUGCAGCAUCGUCAAGACAGGCAGCUUCGCUCGGCAGUGCUGUCGCGUUGGCGACGUCGCACAGAGCUUGCGAUCAGAUGCAGUGACUUCGCACGGGACAAUGUUUAUGACAUUAUGCUGCGAACAUUUCUUCACUGGCGUCGCUUGAAGACUGAUGCCCUCGUAUGUCAGCGAGUCCACAGACUGGCUCUGGCUGGCAACAGCAUAAGAAAAUGGCGCAGCAGCCUAGCAGCGAUUGAUGCGGGUAACUCGGAAGCUGCCGAGCUGCGAAGACUCAAUGACAUGCGCAUCAUCGCCAGACUGUUGCGGUAUUGGCAAUUGCGAAUGAAAGAAGUGCAAAUACUCGAGUUUGCUGAGGUCAAGCUGCAGGCCAAUGCACUGUGGCUCUGGCACGCUCGCAUUGUCGAGAAUGAGAUCAAUUCCAAGGAAUCGAUUGCCGUGCUGCAAAGCAACAAAACCAAUAGACUACGAACACGAGCGCUCGAUACAUGGAUCGCGCGAAGACAAGCUAUCCGGGGGUCCGAGCAGGUGGCGAAUGCUAAAUACGCAUUCGGCUUGCUUCAGAGUGUACUGCGCCAAUGGAGCCAAGCUCGCAUAUUUCGUAUAGCUCAGCAAAGUCAAGCGUCUCGGGUGCAUGCUGGCUCAAUCAAGCGCCGUUAUUUGCAAGUCUGGCGCCUGCACCUUCAGAGGCGACGGCAAAAUUCUCUGCUUGCUCGCAAGCAGCUGGUCGAUCUCAGCUUCGCAUUCGAUGUAUGGCGAGCCGCUGCUCGUCGCGCGAUCCACGAUCAUCAUCGAAUAGCACUUGUGCAGGCCGAUUCAUGCCAUAGGAGAUUGCACACGACAAUAUCUAUCUGGCUCGAGCGUGUCAUCGGCGCGCGCACGCGUGAAGAAGCCGUCGAUGCCACGCGAGAGACGGCGGUCGUGCGCCAGGCGUUGAGCAGAUGGAGGGAGAAGAGUGCUCGCUUAAAGGAUCGUGAAAGGCUCGCAAGCAGCUACCGUGAUGUUGCGGCGGAAGGCAAUCGCAAACGACUCUUCAAAAUCUGGUUGAUGAAAACGCGUCGCAAGCAAGAGAGUCGGCGCGCACUUCGGGUGCGUUUUUUGGGUACAAUGCAGAGCAAGACUGCCGCCAUCUUUCGGCACUGGUACAUUCUCGCAAAAGCCAGGCGGUUGCAAGAACCUGCUGCCCUUCUGCUGCAAGCAAGAGAAGAGGCGCUGUUAGACAGCGCAUUUAAGGCAUGGGCUGGCAAGACACAGGUGCUGCCGGCCCUCGAAUUUGCAAAGCACCACACAAAGCGACACGCGUUCAGACUAUGGCACGAGCGUCUGCCGCUUCAGGCUGCACUCAAUGAAGCAGUUGGGUGGCGGCAUCAGCGCAUCGCCGCGAGCGUUCUAGGUAUCUGGCGGACGAAGCGCAUGGAUCGGUCGGCUGCGCGCGCGGCUCAACGCUUUCGCUCUUUCGCGAUCACGCCCGCUCCAAAGAUCAUGCCGAACAUCGAGUCUGCUCGGACAGAUGUACUGCCUAGCUUCUCACACAAACUGCGACAGGCAAGUGAUCUGUUCACGGAUCAUUCGAAUCCUUCGAGGAGGCUCGCUCUACGGCGGCUUGCAAGAUCAGCGUCGACCUCGUCAGCAUCGUCCGAAACGUCGAUAGAAUCUCAUCUCCCCAGAGCAAGAUCGUAUCUGACGCUCACGUCUACCCCGCGGACUAGGCGUCCGUGAUGUAUGAUCACACGCGAGCUGAUCUGUUGAAUGCAUACUUGAGGGCAGUCCGGGGGCUCUCGGCUCGGCAUCUGUGU
This is a messenger RNA of Mixia osmundae IAM 14324, 3040 nucleotides long. RefSeq lists its product as uncharacterized. Lineage: Eukaryota; Fungi; Basidiomycota; Mixiomycetes; Mixiales; Mixiaceae. The transcript is spliced from 9 exons. The coding region runs from base 21 to 2963 and encodes 980 amino acids. The record is from RefSeq and is a predicted model, not a curated record.